AUGACCAACGGACCUUGCACCCGUUCUUUGGGAAAGCCUGUUAACCUUCUCAAAGGCCCAAAAGAUACCGACCUCCCAUCGUCUGAAUGCAAACUUUUACGAUCCCUGGAGCCUGAAGGUAGAGUGCCGGUUAGGGAAGACACUGUCAAAAUAUUGAUAGAUCCUACAUCUGGUUCAGAUCGCCUCAAUCAGAGCUGUGAAAAGCCUUCAGCUCGUGGCAGCAGAAAGAGGGACAAGCAAUUACAGCUCCCGCUCACAAGCAAUGUCCACGAGCCCCAACCUAUCACGGGAGACGAGGAUGUCAAUGGUAGCCGGAAAAAGCGCCGCAAAACAUACACUCCAGAAUCUGCUGGACAGGUCAUGGAGGAGCCACUAUGGCAACAUACUGUUCAGCAAAAUCCGGCGCCUUCGUUGGGUGCACAGCUAGAGGCUGCUGCUCGCAACGAGGCUGAUGCUGUAGAACAACAAUCCGGGAAUCAAAGCGGAGUCGAGUUGCCCGCAGCGGUUAUGGUUUCGGAGGAAUUACAGAACCAGCCAUCUUCAUCCUCAUCAGUUAAUAUCCACCCGAAGUCCGAUGAUCCUCCUAUCAAAACAUUAAGGCUAAACCCAAACGGUAAAUUAUUGAAUUCUCCAGUACGAUCCAAAAGCACACCUCGGGAUCCUGACGGGCCGAACAAAAAGAAGAAAUCUGUUUCUCAGAAACGAAGCAAAAAACAUUCUGUGUUGGUAUCUUUGGGUUAUGGAGCCAACGAAGAGUCACGUUCCUCGAUAGGCCAGCAAAUAAAUGAAAUAAUUGGUGGUCGGAAACGGUAUCCUUUAUCAAGGGAUGUUGUCUGCGAUCUUCUCCCUAGUCAUCCACCCCAACAAUCUUCGAAGCCUACGCAUCCAUUUUUCCUUGGGAAGGCCGCAGCGCAGAUAACAGAAGCGCAAUGUGAACAGGGUGAGGAUAUAGCUACCGACCGCCUAGCAUGCGCUCAAAAUGGCCGAACAGCCGCUACUAAUCGACUCUCGGACCAAGAUCCCCAACAUAGUCAACAAACCUCGAACCUGUCACAACAGGGGAAUUAUUCCAAUGCGACAGCAGCGAAAGCACGAUCACUUCUUCCCCAAAACAUAGAGCCCACCGAUCCCAUUUGGCCCCCGAGGGGGGCUGUCCAUGUACGUGGGCUUCCACCGAAUGACGAUAACAACUUUUCGUUUGUGGAUUUCGAAGAGAGAAAAGCAAAAGGCUUGGUUGCCUCAAUACCAGAAUAUGAGAAUAUCCUUUGUGUUAAAUCACAACUCUUCUCACAUAUUAUCGGGAGCGAUAUAAGAUCCGCAGUAUUAAGAUCCCCAAAGAAAAAAAUAUGCACUCGUGACACAUUCAUGGGAAUAGUCAUGAGUCGACUUGGUUUGGCUCCAAUGCCUACGGAAAUGAUUGGCGAAAAUGUUCACCGUCAGCGAACCUCAAUACCGUACACGUCGCACCCUGCAGUGGCUCAACUUCUCUCUUCGGUACGAUCAUCAACGACUGCUUUCGACAAGGGGGAAUCCGAUGACUCGCCCUGGACGCAGAAAUAUGCACCUAAUGGAGCAGAUUCCGUACUGCAGCUGGGUACUGAAGCCUUGGUUCUGAAAAGGUGGCUGCGAAAUCUCACCGUGUCGACAGUAAGCAGUGGUGCUUCCGAAAAUGAUGGAAAGCAGACGAAAAAAAUUCCUGGUGAGAGCGCAAAACGGAAGAAAAGGCGAAAAAGACCAAAGGAUCUUGAUGAAUUCAUUGUUUCCAGUGAUGAUGAUGCACCGCCCCAAAUGGAUGAAAUCGGUACUCCUAACGAUGAGGACGAACUGGCUGGCGGAGUUACUAUAUCUAAUAAAAGGACCGUCGUUCGAUCCGAUAGUCCAAUCGGAGACACUAAAUCGGUGUUUGAAAAUCGUUUAGUGGCUAAUUCGAUACUUAUCAGUGGCCCUUCAGGUUGUGGAAAAACUGCGGCUGUCCAUGCAGUAGCCAAAGAACUUGGAUUUGAAAUUUUCGAAAUAAAUGCCGGAAGUCGUAGAAGUGCCAGGGACGUUGUCGAACGUGUCGGAAACAUGACACAAAACCAUCUAGUUCAACUCCUUGGACAAGUCAACGACAAGUCCCGUACCGCACCUUCACUCAAGUCAAUGUUCUCCACGCACAACAGUGAACCUGGAAAGCAAAGCACCGUGAAAACCUUUUUUGGAAGGAAUAUGAACACGCCAGAGACAAAGCGAGAGGACAUGGAUGAUGAGCCUGCGUUUAGCAGAAGAGGACCAUUGCCGAAAGCACAACCGAGCCAGAAACAGUCUCUUAUUCUCCUUGAGGAAGUAGACAUCCUCUUUGAAGAAGACAAACAAUUCUGGAGCGGUGUUCUAACGCUCAUUAGCCAGUCUAAGAGGCCGGUUAUAUUGACAUGCAACGAUGAAAGGUUGGUUCCCCUUGAGCAGUUGAAACCACAUGCGAUUCUUCGAUUUCGCCAGCCCCCACGAGACCUCGCAGUUGACUACCUCCUCCUCCUUGCUGCUAAUGAAGGGCAUAUUCUGGAUCGAGAAUGGAUAUCCGAACUAUACACUGUAAUGCGUUUAGAUCUUCGUGCAGCCAUCAUGCAGUUGAAUUUUUGGUGUCAGAUGGGUGUUGGGAGUAAAAAGUCAGGCCUAGACUGGUUGACUAUGUUGCCCGUUCGACAUAAUAACCAAACACAUGAGGAUAAUCGUCCUAAGAUUGUGAGCACGGACACGUAUGUUCAUGGAAUGGGGCUUGUCUGCCAGGACCUCACCUGUGAUGAUGAUGCUUAUGAACGAAGGAGCCAGCUUAUGUUCGAGUGUUUAGGCCAAUGGCAAAUAGGUCUUAUGGACUGGCAUGAAUCGAACAUGCAUCGGGACGAGUUACGGGGUCAUGAUGGCCAGAGUCGCCUUGAAGCGCUGGUCCAGGAAAGUCAAAAGGCUGAUAUGAUGGCUAACCUCGAUAUGAUUUGCAGAGGUUCUCCUGAGUCCCCUACUGAUGAUGUCUUUGACCUUUCCUGGCCUAAAAUCACUAGUAAACAGCGCUCCACGUACACAGAUGGGUAUAAACUGCUACAAACGGAUCUACUGGCUGAUUACGCAUGUCUGGCAACAAAAAUCGGUGUCGCAAUGACUGUUUUAUUGGACAACUCCUUCCAUGACUCCUCACCAUCCUCCGACGAAAACACCAUUAUCCAGCAGACCCUGGAAAAAUUCUCUUCUCAUAAACCUGUAUACUUAAACCAGUCCAUUCUACGCAACACCUUCGAGCCGAUAAUCGAUGAUUCGGACCCGUUUAACGCUCCAUCUGGCCGUCAAUCCUUUUCGUUUGAUGGCAGUACAGCACCAAUUUCCGAAGACCUAGCACCGUAUAUCCGAGCAAUUGUCGCUUUCGAUUUACGGCUCGAGCAACACCGGCUAGCCCUUAGCGGACCCCUUCCACAUGACUCCAAGAGUAGCAAAAGGAUCCGAACGACUAGAGCUAGCCUAGCAGCUCUUGAAGGAGGUGAUAAAGCAAGUGUACGCAAGGAUAGGUGGUUUACGGGGAAACUCAAUACUAGCAAUGUCCUGGCUACGGGAUGUCCGGAAUGGCAAGACGCACUUAGAUGGAAGAUUCCAAGGAUCUCUGUGAGCGAGGGCGGGAACCAAUCUAUGGACGAGCAAGACGUUGCAAGCUCUAGUGAAGGAGGAAUAUAGUUUUUUGCAUAUGUUUGAGACUACCAUAUAUGAAAGGAUAGAUAGCGCCUUGGCUGUGUAUGAAUUAAUGCUUUCUUAUUGCUAAUAGAAGUUUAUUGACAUUUUC
Histoplasma capsulatum G186AR is the source of this 3802-nucleotide messenger RNA. Its product is annotated as telomere length regulation protein elg1. Gene Ontology annotation, molecular function: ATP hydrolysis activity; DNA binding; ATP binding. Gene Ontology annotation, cellular component: nucleus. The coding region runs from base 1 to 3696 and encodes 1231 amino acids. The transcript is spliced from 3 exons. NCBI's taxonomy places the organism in Eukaryota, Fungi, Ascomycota, Eurotiomycetes, Onygenales, Ajellomycetaceae. The record is from RefSeq and is a predicted model, not a curated record.